AAUUUGAGCAGCGGUAGUCUCUGGCUUUGCAGCCCUCACUGUGGCCACGUCGUAGGGAUCCCAGGACAGGUCUGGGUCACGCAUGCGUGGUGCGCAUCCUGUCCCUGGCUGUGCAAACUUGGGCAGAUCACUUUGCUCUUUGCUUGUUUCCGGGUAGUAAAUUGAACGAACAACACCGCACUCAUCAAUGUGCCUUAAUCCUUCUUUCCUUUUCUCUCCUUGCGGGUCAAGACUGAGCGAUUGUGCUGAUGGCAAUGCUGCGGGCACAUUCUGGUUGAGCGAUGUGUCUGCCUGGUAAAUAUAUUCAAGUUGAUGGAGGUCGGGACGGAGUGGCGGAUGCUGUCCAGAGAGGUUUCAACCCACGCCUGGACACAAGAAGUGCUUUCUGAGACAUCGGUACCUCUGGAUCCAGCUAAGAAAGCAGCAUAUCUCCAGCCUCACACCAUGGAAAUCCAGCUUAAGGACCCUCAACACCAACAGGAUUGUGAUGAUGUGAUAAGAAUAAAGAAAGAAGAGCCGGAUAUAAAGCAGGAACUUACUGUAGAUAUGGAAUCCCAAGAAAAGUUAUCAGACCAAAUCAAUGGAGAGGCUUUUGAAUGUGGAGAAACCCAAGAACAUAAAGGAUGGAUGGAAAGAUAUCAGAGAAACACUUCAAAUGAGAGGAGAUUUAAGUGUGAUGAAUGUGGGAAAAGAUUCACUCUAAAGUCAAGCCUCAUUAGACAUAAAAGAAUCCACCCUGGAGAGAGAUCCUAUUCGUGUAAUGUAUGUGGCAAAACUUUCAUUCAGAGCUCACAGCUUACUGACCAUCAGAGAAUACAUAGCCAGUUAAAACCACAUCAGUGUGAUGAGUGUGAGAAAGGCUUUUAUUACAGGGCACAUCUUGUUCAGCAUCAAAGGAUCCACUCUGGAGAAAAACCUUUCCAAUGUAAUGAGUGUGGGAAAGCUUUUCAUUACAGUGCAGGCCUUAUUCGACACCAGAGGACCCACACAGAAGAGAAACCAUACCAGUGUAAUGACUGUGGGAAAGCUUUUCAUUAUAACUCGGGCCUUAUUCGACACCAGAGGACCCACACAGGAGAGAAACCAUACCAGUGCAACGACUGUGGGAAAGCUUUCUGUCUGAGCUCACAUCUGAUACAACAUCAGAGAGUUCAUACUGGAGAGAAGCCAUACCAGUGUAGUGAGUGUGGGAAAAGCUUCAGCCAGAGCUCAGGCCUCUUCCAUCACCAGAGAAGCCACAGUGGGGAGAAACCAUAUGAAUGUGAUGAGUGUGGAAAGGCUUUCAGUCAUAGUUCAGCUCUUGUUGGACACCAGAGAAUGCACAGUGGAGAGAGGCCCUAUGAGUGUGAUGUGUGUGGGAAAGCUUUCGGCUAUAGCUCGCAUCUUCUGGGACACCGAAGAAUCCACACUGGAGAGAAGCCAUAUGAAUGCCAUGUGUGUGGAAAAGCUUUCCGGCAGAGCUCACACCUCAUUGUACAUCAGCAAAUCCACACUGAAGAGAAGCCCUGGUAAUGUCCAGAGUUAUUUUCCAUCUAUGCUCAUUCCUGUGGGACAUCAAAAAAGCACAGCUAGAUGUAGGGAACUCUGUGAUCACUAUUGCAAUUUCAGCAGUCACUCGGAAAUACUUACAGAAGCUGAGAUAGACAAGCACCUGAUGGUUUACCAAACAAGACACUAAUGUUCUGCCACUAAGCACAUCAUGUGAUGAACUAUGACACUGGAAGUGUUCAUUUCAUUAUUCUGAAACUUUUCUUCUCUGAAGCAAGUGGCUCCAGCACUCUAAAUGUUCUGUUAGACAUAUAACAAGAUUUUAGAGAUUACUACUGUUUCUUUUCUCCUUCCCUUUCCAUUCUUCCCCUUUUUUGGAGUUGGCUAAAGUAUGAAUUUAGAAUUAACAUCUGAUCUACACUUAAAAAAAAAACUAUGAGUUUUUUGUUAGCUUGAUAAAAUAUAUUAACCUAUGAAUUAUAUACACUAAAAAUAUUGUGUACUACAAAAGCUAUUUUGUAAUAUUGGAAUGAACUAUGACUUGCAUGGGUAGGAUAGGUUAGGGGUGGUGGAGCAAGAUUUAUCUUGCAAUUUCCCAGUGACUUUUCACAUCUUAAACCAGAGAGAGCAAACAGGCCAAUGGGUUCUAUUUAGCCUGUGCAUGCAUUUUUCUCACAACGUAUGAUUAUCUCUUGGUAAUAUAAAAUUACUGCCACUACUUAAAGAGAUUUUACAUAAAAUCUGACUUUCCAGAUUCUCUUACAAAAAAUGCAUGAUGUGGCAACACCAGGCACCACAUUCCCAUGUGGGAACAGUUGACUAGAGCUGACUGUUGUCUAAUGAGACAUGGUCCCCACUGCCGCAUAGCUUCCUACUGUCUUAUAUACCUCCCUUCAUUCAUUUUGCCUGUGUGACCCCUACCACUGCCUUAAGGGUUUCUCAAGGAGACUUCAGGGCUCUAGGUCCCUUACCACCAAAACAGCUUCACUUUAAUUAGUUUUAUAUAUCGGCCUCCCAAAUAAGAUUUCUCUGAAGAUUUUCUGCUAACAACAGUUUGAAGAUUUAGAUUAAAUAAUAAAUUUUAAAAUGUAACUUUUGAGCACCUGAAGGUAGAGGAAAGCCACUCUAAAAUUUUCUUUAGAUACAAUUUAUAGGUAAUCUAUUGAAAGUCAAUAAUAAUAGCUUCUAAAGAAAAGCUAUGACAAACCUAGACAGCAUAUUAAAAAGCAGAGACAUUACUUUGCUGACAAAGGUCCGUCUAGUCAAAGCUAUGGUUUUUCCAGUAGUCAUGUAUGGAUGUGAGAGUUGGACCAUAAGGAAGGCUGAGUGCCGAAGAAUUGAUGCUUUUGAACUGUGGUGUUGGAGAAGACUCUUGUAAGAGUCCCUUGGACUGCAAGGAGAUCGAACUAGUCAAUCCUAAAGGAAAUCACCCAUGAAUAUUCAUUGGAAGGACUGAUACUGAAGCUCCAAUACUUUGGCCACCUGAUGCAAGGAGCUGACUCAGUAAAGACCCUGAUGCUGGGAAAGAUUGAAUGCAGGAGGAGAAGGGGAUGACAGAGGAUGAGAUGAUUGGAUGGCAUCAUUGACUCAAUGGACAUGAGUUUGAGCAAGCUCCAGGAGACAGUGAAAGACAGGGAGGCCUUGUGUGCUGCAGCCCAUGGGGUCGCAAGGUCAGGCACAACUGAGCGACUGAACAACAAAAACAACAAAUUCUUAGAGACCAGUUAAUCAGGUGAGAUGAAAAACAUAAAAACACAUAUGAAGAGAAUCAACAUUUAAGUGAAAAAUUGAAAAAAUGCAGGUCCAAAAGUAGAGAUCAUUUGGAGAAGAGAACCAUUGAAAUGUGAAGCAUUCAGUAAUAGAAGCAGUUGUGGGAAAGCAGUGGGUUAAGGUCUGAAUGGGCAAGUGGGGAGGGGUGAAAAGAAAAAGCAGUUAAGAAAGGGAAAGACAGGGAUAAACAGAGAAGGAAAGCAGCGGAGAGAAGUUAAGGGAAAAGGGGAAAGGUCAGAGACAUUAGAAAAACAAAUUUCAAACAGGAAAUGGAAGCAAUGAAAACAUUAUAAGUGAAAAAGCAAUCUGUAAAGAAACAUGAACGGGAGAUUGAGGCUUUGCAGAGGCUGGAGUACUUGCUUUGAUCAUGGGUCUCCCGGUGACUUCAGAGUAAUAAUCAAUCCUUUAUUUCCAUGCCAUGUAGGCCAAAUCCCUCAUAUGAAAGAACUGAACCUGUAUUCACUAAUGUCUUUAUGAACCACUCAGGAUCCUGGCCCUGUGUGCGUCUCUGAGAUUUGAGACACAGGACACCUCUUUUCUCUACCACACUCUAAGCCCCAACUUGUUGAACUCUGCUCAGCCUGGACUCUACCUUCUUAGCAAAACCAACAAAGCAGAAGGAUUCUCUUGAAGAGCAAUAAUAUAUUCUUGGCCUCUCUGGGAUGCAUUGUUGUUGUUCAGUCACUAAGUCAUAUCCAACUCUUUGGGACCCCGUGGACUGUAGCCUGCCAGGCUCCUCUUGCCUGUGGGGUUUUUCCAGGCAGUCAUUCUGGAGUGGAUUGCUGUUUCUUUCUCCAGGGGAUCUUCCCAGUUCAGGGAUCAAACCUGCAUCUCCUGCAUUGGCAGGCUCAUUCUUUAGUUCUGAGCCACCAGGGGAGCCCCUCUCCCUCACCUGACCAACCACAAAUCAUUAUCUUGGCUCUAUUUUCAGACAGUAUCCAGGAUCUUGCCACUUACCACUCCUACUGCCCUAGGCUUGCCUAUUCCAUUAAAGAGGAAAAAGCAUGUUGAGAGAUAGUAAUGCCCAUUAUGAAUUAAAUAAUAUCUGCAAAAGGAAAAGCCCUUUGCAAACUAUUAACGAUAGUAGCUACCAUUUGUUGAACGCCAGUGUCCCAGACACUGUACCAAGCACCUUAUUAUAUAUCUCAUGUAAACUUUACAUCUCUUCUAUAAGCUCUAUUAUAUCUCAAACAGUGUCUACAUAUAAUUUUUAAAAUGAACAGUUUUAUUAUAUUACAGUUAAGCAGCCUACUAAAAUGUUUAUAGAAUAAGAUCACACAACUAUUUUAAACAUUUAAAAUAGCAAAAAUUGGAAGUAAAUGACAACAAAAUGUCAACAGUAACUGCAUAUAGGUGAUGAAAAUAGAUUCCUAUUCUUUCUAUUUCUUUUAUAUUCCAAAUGGAAAAGUUAGAAUUCAUCUAUACAUGUAAACUUUUUAAAAAUUAAAAUGCUACAGAAUA
This is a messenger RNA of Dama dama (fallow deer), 4719 nucleotides long. RefSeq names its product zinc finger protein 239-like. Gene Ontology annotation, molecular function: DNA-binding transcription repressor activity, RNA polymerase II-specific. Lineage: Eukaryota; Metazoa; Chordata; Mammalia; Artiodactyla; Cervidae. The transcript has 3 exons. The record is from RefSeq and is a predicted model, not a curated record. The coding region runs from base 313 to 1512 and encodes 399 amino acids. Gene Ontology annotation, biological process: negative regulation of transcription by RNA polymerase II.